Messenger RNA from Protobothrops mucrosquamatus (brown spotted pit viper), 1159 nucleotides. Its product is annotated as phosphatidylinositol 5-phosphate 4-kinase type-2 beta. Gene Ontology annotation, biological process: phosphatidylinositol metabolic process. NCBI's taxonomy places the organism in Eukaryota, Metazoa, Chordata, Lepidosauria, Squamata, Viperidae. The transcript is spliced from 7 exons. The coding region runs from base 1 to 924 and encodes 307 amino acids. The record is from RefSeq and is a predicted model, not a curated record. Gene Ontology annotation, molecular function: phosphatidylinositol kinase activity; nucleic acid binding.
AUGGAGAUGGAUCCUGAGAAAUUGGAGGUGCUGCGGGUCUGGCAGCCCCCACGCUGGGAAGUUGUCCUCAGCAGAAAAGAACUAUAUAAAAGGGGCAAGGAACUGUUGGCCAUGAAGGUGGCCUUUGAGACCUGGUGGCACCAUUUGGAGGGUAUCCGACAUCAAAUUGAGGCUCUGCUGAAAGAACUCAAGAUCCAGGUGUGUCUCUCCUCGGUCCAUCAUCUGGAGACCGAUGGGGGUACUGAAUGGAUGGAUGACAUCCUUGAGCUAUAUCUCCAGUGCUUCAUGAAUCAACAGCAGGACAACUGGGCAGACAUGCUAGCGGUGGCUAAGUUUGCAUACAACUCGCUACACACCUGCAUCCAAGCUAAGGAUCUACCAACCUUUAAAGACAACGACUUUCUAAAUGAAGGCCAAAAGCUCCAUGUUGGAGUCGAAUAUAAAAAAAAAAUCCUGGAGAAAUUGAAGCAAGAUGUUGAGUUCCUUGCACAGCUGAAGAUCAUGGAUUACAGUUUGCUAGUAGGGAUUCACGAUGUUGAUCGGGCUGAGCAAGAGGAGAUGGAAGUUGAGGACCGGGCAGAAGAUGAAGAAUGUGAGAAUGAUGGCAUAGGAGGGAAUCCAAUUUGUUCCUAUGGGACUCCACCUGAGAGUCCCGGUAACCUUCUCAACUUCCCACGUUUUUUCGGGCCUGGGGAGUUUGAUACAUCAGUCGAUGUCUAUGCUAUGAAAAGCCAUGAAGGUGCCCCUAAGAAGGAAGUAUAUUUCAUGGCCAUUAUAGAUAUCCUUACACCAUAUGACACAAAGAAAAAAGCAGCGCAUGCUGCCAAAACUGUGAAACAUGGGGCUGGUGCAGAAAUUUCCACUGUCAAUCCCGAGCAGUAUUCGAAGCGCUUCAAUGAAUUUAUGUCCAAUAUCCUAACAUAGUUGUCUUCCCAUUGUUGGCAGAAAAGGAGGGAGAAGAAAAGUUGGGGGUGGGGCUAUUAUUUCCAGUACUACAGGAAUGCAGCCCAGUCUCCUGGGUGUGAUGUUCUGUCAGUGUAUGAUGACAAUGUGACCUAGCAGAAAACUAAGCUCUAGCUGUGGACCUCCAAACCCGGUGGAAAAUGGGACCUUUUCUCUUCUAUUUUGGUUGCUACAAUAAAUAUCCAAACAUAAACCU